Molecule: messenger RNA, 528 nt
Organism: Cyclocybe aegerita
Lineage: Eukaryota; Fungi; Basidiomycota; Agaricomycetes; Agaricales; Hemipholiotaceae
Source: the annotation of a GenBank genome assembly
AUGCGCCUCUUCGUCCUCGCACUCGGCCUCAGCAUGGCAGCUGGCUCCCUGGCUCUCAUUGUUGCUGAGGAGCAGCAUCCAAUGAAGGUCGAUCGCCCUGUUCAUACCAUGGCUGGGUGGAGUUACGAGGAUUGUGGACUUGACACCGAUCCCGUUCAGAUUAAGUCCAUUGAAGUCUUUCCCGACCCACCCAAGCCUGGUGAAGAUUUGACGGUGCGGGUCAAGGGGACUACCAAGGAGACGAUAGUGGAUGGGGCAUAUGCAGAGGUAGUGGUCAAGCUUGGUCUAAUCAAGCUCUUGAGGAAGACAUUCGAUCUGUGCGAUGAAGCACGCAAAUCACAUACAUCUCUUCAGUGCCCAGUCAAACCUGGAGAAUAUACUGUUGAGCAUACAGUUGCACUUCCCAAGGAAAUCCCGAAAGCCAAAUUCGCUGUCAACGUCAGGGGCUUUAUGGUCACUGAGGAAGACAUGUUGUGCCUCAACCUGAAGGUUGACUUUAUGGAGAAUCCUUUCCCUCAUAAACUGUAA